Sciurus carolinensis (gray squirrel) is the source of this 1920-nucleotide messenger RNA. It is a transcript of the gene Galnt8, whose product is annotated as polypeptide N-acetylgalactosaminyltransferase 8. The record is from RefSeq and is a predicted model, not a curated record. The transcript has 11 exons. The coding region runs from base 1 to 1920 and encodes 639 amino acids. Gene Ontology annotation, cellular component: Golgi apparatus. Lineage: Eukaryota; Metazoa; Chordata; Mammalia; Rodentia; Sciuridae.
AUGAUCCCCAGGAGAAACUUCCCCAAAGCCUUCUGCAUUGGUCUGAUUCUGGUCACUGUCAUGAACAUCCUUAUGGUAUUUUAUACCAAGGAGAGUUUACAAAACUUGAUUCUGGGGAAUCUACACAAGGAGUUUCAUUUGCCCCCACCAGAGUGGAACGGGGCCAUGAUUAAGAGACUCUCUCAGCUGGAGAUGGAUUUGGAACAUCUGAAAAUUAGCAUGCAACUGGUUAUGAAGCAACAAGAAAAUAUGAACAACAUUCAAAAGAGGAUGAAAGAUGAAGUUCACCCUGUUGGAAAGGCAGUAGAAACCAAAGCCAGUAAGACAAAGAAGCAGAAGCGCAGACCCCCCAAGAAACUCUUCCCCAACUCACCACUCUUCAAGCAGUGGGGUAAGGGGCUUUCUCAAGCCCAGCAGAAAGAGGCUGAGGACCUGUUUCAGAAAUUUGGUUACAACGCGUACCUCAGCAACCAGUUGCCUCACAAUCGCACCAUCACGGACACGCGAGAUUCCAGGUGUGUUCAGAAGACGUACCCUUCCCUACUCCCAUCCCUCAGUGUCAUCCUCAUAUUCAUGGACGAAUCUCUGUCCAUUAUACAACGGGCCAUCACCAGUGUCAUCAGCCGGACCCCACCUCAGUUGCUGAAGGAGAUCAUUUUGGUGGAUGACUUCAGCUCCAAUGGAGAACUAAAGCUGCACUUGGAUGAGAAGAUUAAGCUUUAUAACCAGAAGUAUCCUGGAUUGUUGAAAAUAAUGCGGCAUACUGAGAGAAAAGGUCUUGCUCAAGCACGCAACACCGGCUGGGAAGCCGCCACGGCUGAUGUGGUUGCCAUCUUGGAUGCACAUAUUGAAGUGAAUGUUGGGUGGGCAGAGCCCAUCCUGGCUAGGAUUCAGGAAGACCGCACUGUGAUUGUGUCUCCUGUGUUUGACAAAAUAUGUUUUGAUACUUUACAACUGGUAAAGUAUGACUUGGCAGUGGAUGGGUUUAACUGGGAACUGUGGUGCCGGUAUGAUGCACUGCCACAAGCCUGGAUUGAUCUGCAUGAUGUCACUGCUCCAGUGAAGAGUCCUUCCAUCAUGGGCAUCAUGGCUGCCAACAGACUGUUCUUGGGAGAGAUUGGGGUUCUGGAUGGUGGGAUGCUGGUCUAUGGAGGAGAAAACGUGGAACUUAGCCUGAGGGUGUGGCAGUGUGGAGGGAAGAUCGAGAUCUUACCCUGCUCCAGGAUUGCUCAUCUGGAGAGAUACCACAAGCCCUAUGCCUUGGAUCUAGGCAUUGUCUUGAAGCGCAAUGCUCUGCGAGUGGCUGAAAUCUGGAUGGAUGAGUACAAACACAUGGUGUAUUUGGCCUGGAACAUACCUCUCCAGAACUCUGGAAUUGAUUAUGGAGACAUUUCUUCCAGAAUUUCACUCCGGGAGAAAUUGAAAUGUAAAACUUUUGACUGGUACCUGAAAAAUGUUUAUCCAGUCCUGAAGCCAACCCUCAACAUUGUGGGCUAUGGAAGAAUGAAAAACUCAUUGGAUAAGAGUAUCUGCUUGGAUCAAGGAUCUGUGCCAGGCAAUGUCCCCAUCAUGUAUCCCUGCCAUGAAUUCAGUCCACAGAAUACCUACUACCACCAAACUGGGGAAUUCUACGUGGGAUCUCUGAUUUCAGAGGCAGACAUUGAUGACCGCUGCCUCACAGACCCUGGCAAAGGGGAAAAGCCUACUUUGGAGCCAUGUUCCAAGGCAGCCAAGAGUGGGCUACACAUAUAUUGGGAUUUUAAGCAGGGAAGAGCCGUCAUGAACAGGGACACCAAACGGUGUCUGGAGAUCAGGAAGGACCCUUCAGGUACCUACAUACCUGUGCUGCAGAACUGUACGACGCAAAUGUGGGAAAUACAGUACAUCAUCAGAAACUGGAAUCAGACCGAUGUCCAGUGA